This is a messenger RNA of Botrytis fragariae, 2496 nucleotides long. RefSeq lists its product as uncharacterized. The record is from RefSeq and is a predicted model, not a curated record. Lineage: Eukaryota; Fungi; Ascomycota; Leotiomycetes; Helotiales; Sclerotiniaceae. The coding region runs from base 1 to 2496 and encodes 831 amino acids. The transcript is spliced from 4 exons.
AUGCCAAAAACUAGACGUCAAGAAGCUGAGGCGAAGAGUGGUGUUUCAAAGUCGACGCGAUCAGGAGCUGGGCUAGCAGAUGAUGCCUCAUCGGCGGACUUUCUUAACAAAAUACAUCGACCACCGCCAAAAGUAGACAUGAAAGUCGCAAGAAAAUAUGCUCCAUCCACUAGGCAGGCGCGACAGUCUGUACAGGUAGCACCGGAAUCAGACGAGGAUGUCGAAGAUGCACUGAACAAGCAAUUAAAUGAGAAUAAUGAGGACCCGUCCGGCUUGGAGCCGGAAGAUAUGACGAAAGAACUCGAAAAUGCUCAGCCAGCAUCACCAGCUGAGAAGAAAAAGAGGGGCCGUCCCAGGAAAGAACAAAUAACAAAGGAAAAAGAAAAGGGAGGCGCGCAAGACGUAUCACAACUUCAAAAUGCUUCUCCGCAAAAGCGCAAACGAGAUGAUGCAAGGAUCUAUGACUUCGCUUUCGGGGAAGAUGAACAAGAUAUUCGACCCGCGCGUUCCAGGCGAGCAAGUAAAAGUUUAUCGGUGAAGGGUGCCCCGAAACCCAGACAGUAUAGUGUGAAGCCAAAAAAAGGUCGGGGUCAGCCUGACAAGAGCCUUGUUGAUGAGUCUGGAGAUUUUGAUGAAGAUUUUCUUGUCGUAGCAGAUAUUGAGAAUGGUAACUCCACAGUUGACCAAGGACCUGGACAACCUGACGUAGGUGCCCCCUUCAACGACAGACGUGCAAGUGUUCGGAGAACGAGGGACGAUGACGGAGAGCAUGUAGACGACGGAGAAAAUCAAGGCGACGAAGACGACGGAGGCGAUGGAAUUACAGAAAUAGCUAUGCCUCUAACCCCGGCAGAACCACAAGGUCAAAUUUCGCGGGAACAGCAUAAACAAAGCGCGAAUAUUGCCAGGACAAUCAGUAGCAACCAUGCAAAUGGUUUCCAUAGCAAGAAAAUUCAGUCUUCGCGCUAUGUGAGAGGCAGAGAAGAGCAAGUCGGAGAAGAUGAGGAAGGUGACGGGGAACCGGGAGCAGUGGCCAAUGAUGUUGGAGAAAAACCUAAUGUAGCAACCGCCGCCAAUGUUCCAGAACAACGUGAAGCGGCUGGAGAAGAAGUUGAUGACGAAUCGGAUGAUGAGGAAGAAAGUUAUCAAAAAAUUUCUGAGCAACUUGUUGCCUGGACUGGAAUCAUCACCCGUACUUUUUUUCCAGAUAUUGAAAAAAUUUCAAAACGGUUCGGUUGUAGAGAAACCAGAGGUACGUGGAUACCAGUAGUUCUGGAGAAGCAUGGCCUUGCAACAAUAUCUGGAAAGAACAUGGAACGGUAUUUAAAAAUGCUCCAACAACUUUAUCAAGCCCUUAAACUAGCAAUAAAUGAGGAGAACAAUGCCAAGCAGAUCGAAGCCAAUUCGCAUAUCGACCAAAUCAUGGAUCUUUUGGAUAAAAGGAUAGACAAUAAGUUAAAGCCCUUGGAGAAAGAUGCCCCCAAACCUGAUGUAAGAAAGAGACGUAGAUAUUUGGAGGACAUAUACAUUGUUCUUAUUCGAGAAUUCUUAAGACUCUUGAGAACCGCAAUUCUUACAUAUGGAAACCUUCACGUGUUGUCAAUCGAGGCUUUAUCAACUGUGAUUCGGAUCACUAGUGUAAUCCUCAAACUCUUCGAUAUUCUCGACAAACAGACGAAGGAUUCGCAGCCUGAGGACUGCGGCCAGACGAAGCAACCAAUGAAGGAACUUCGCAUUCCUUUGCGAAAUGUAUUAUUGCAAGGAUGUCAAAUGAAGCUUGCUGAGCUCCAUAGAGAGGAGGCAAUUAAGAAACAUUUUGCAUUGACGCAAGAAAGUAGACGUGUGCGGGAAGAAGAAGACGCCAGGUUGGAAACUGAGAGAAUGGAGCAAGAGCGAAAAAUAAGAGAAUUCAACUCAUCCCAGCAGAAAACCAUAAUGGCCAGCCCAAAGAAAGCUAGUCUGAUCGAACUUGAGAUGGAGAGAAUUGCAUACCGAAAACUCCCACAAGCUGAAAGAAUCAGACUAGAGCUGGAAGCGGAAAAUAAGAAGAGAUCGAGAAGGCCGGUGCAACAAAUUCCACAAGUAGAACGAGAACGUUCCGCUGCCUCGUCACAAAGAAGUCAAAGCAGUAGCGAUGACCGGAAUGACCCAUUCUCGGACAAUUACGAUCCUCCCCGAGGUGCUAACAGGAAACCCGUCUCUGCUCAAUCUCGAAGGGAAGCCAAAUUUAGCGAUAUUCCUGAUGAUGAAAAACAGAGAUUCUAUGACCAUUUUAAAGAAAAGUACAGAUACGAGGAAGAGCGAGGCUUAAAGGAUGAAGAAUUUUGGGGUCGUCUACAGAAAGAUUUACAUGGUGGUAGGUAUACCCUAGAUGAGAUCUGGGGUUUUGCAAAGGAAUUGCAGGCAAGUCUAGAUUUUGCACAUGAUGAAGGGGAGUUUCAUGGGGAAGAACAUUUCUGGACAUUUUAUGUUUGGGAUUGGGACAUGGAAUCGUAG